Sturnus vulgaris (Common starling) is the source of this 1472-nucleotide messenger RNA. The record is from RefSeq and is a predicted model, not a curated record. Lineage: Eukaryota; Metazoa; Chordata; Aves; Passeriformes; Sturnidae.
GGACUUGGGGAGUCUUGUCUGUUGGAUGCUGCUGCUAUCCUUGGGCUGCAGGUGGGAUUCUGCCUGGUUCCCACAGGGCUGAGAGCUGGGUCUGGAUUUGACCUCUACCCCACGAAUUUUGGAUGUUUGGGGCACAAAAUGCCAUAGAGUAGGUUUUGGAAGCACAGUCUUGGGCACAACAUGAGACAGCAGCAGCGAUGGCAACACUCUACCCCUCCCUGGAGGACAUGAAGGGCCACCAGGUCCUGCAGGCACAGGCAGCAGCUGGGGUGAGGACCCCUGCCACCACAGUGGUCACAGAGAAGCCAAAACUCACCUCGGGCACUGAGCCACCUGUGCUGUAUCCCAACCUAGCUGAGCUGGAGAACUACAUGGGGCUGGCGCUCUCCAGUGAGGAGAUCCAGAAGAACCUGGGCACAGAAGACAGCACCGCACUGACCCCCGCAGGGCCCUCCCCAGGCCAGCUGGUCGCCCCCCUGAGUGGGAACAGCGCGGGGCUGCGGCGGGCAGAGAUCAAGCCAGGUGUGCGGGAGAUCCACCUGUGCAAGGACGAGCGGGGCAAGACGGGGCUGCAGCUGAAGAACGUCGACCAGGGCAUCUUCGUGCAGCUGGUGAAGGCCAACUCACCGGCAGCGCUGGUGGGGCUGCGCUUCGGGGAUCAGGUGCUGCAGAUCGACGGCAAGAACUGUGCAGGCUGGAGCAGUGACAAGGCACAGCGUGCACUGAAGAAGGCGAACCCUGAAAAAAUCGUCAUGGUGGUGCGGGACAGGCCUUUCCAGCGCACUGUGACUGUGCACAAGGACAGCACUGGCCACAUUGGCAUUGUGGUGAAGAAGGGGAAGAUUGUGUCACUGGCCAAGGACAGCUCAGCCGCCCGCAAUGGGCUCCUCACCCACCACUGCAUCUGUGAGGUGAACGGCCAGAACGUCAUUGGCAUGAAGGAUAAGCAGCUCAUGGAGGUGCUGGCAGGGGCUGGGAACGUGGUGACACUGACCAUCAUCCCCACUGUGAUCUACGAGCACAUGGUCAAACGGCUCUCAUCAGGGCUAGUGAAGUCAUCCAUGGACCACUCCAUCCCUGACCUGUGACACCACCGCUGCUGUUCCAGGAGCUGAUGCUGGAGGCCCAGGAGGCCUGCUGAGGGGACCCCACAGCACCUCCAAAGGAGCUAUUUUAGCACAAAACCCCUUAUCCCUUCAGAGUCUGGUGGCUGCUGGGUGAUUCUUCCUCUCCGCAGCAGGAACGGGGCAGAUGUCCUGUACCAGGGUCCCAUUGUCCCUGUGUCCCUGCUUGGGCCACCCCCUCAGGGAGGAUGGCAAGGGCUGGCUCCAGCCAAAGCAGACAUAGACCCAGCAACAUUUAUUACAUCCACCACAGACAGCGAGUACAGGACAGGGGAAACAAGAAGAGGGGGGUUACAGCUUGUUCAGUUCUGUAUUUAAAAAAUAUAUUAUAUAGAUUUGUCUUUCAAA